Molecule: messenger RNA, 5662 nt
Organism: Lytechinus pictus (painted urchin)
Lineage: Eukaryota; Metazoa; Echinodermata; Echinoidea; Temnopleuroida; Toxopneustidae
Product: zeta-sarcoglycan-like
Exons: 8
Coding region: 262-1164 (300 amino acids)
Cellular component (GO): sarcoglycan complex; membrane
Source: RefSeq, a predicted model, not a curated record
AAAUUUGCAGGUUGCACCUGUACGAAGCCCUUCCAGGCCUGUUCUUCCUGAGUAGCAUCUCCGUUAUAGAUCGUGGAUCGAGACGCAAGCCUGACUCGUUUUACGCCUCGGCUGACAAGAUAGUCGAUUUCUUGUCUCCUUUGGAGAGAGCUGUUUCUUUCAUUGGGAUUGAUGUGGAGAGCUGAGUGAGAGUAUCCUGAGUCAUCAAGCCAAGUAAUAGUGGCCAUCUAGUCUGUCCAGUCUGGUUGCCAGCAAGCAACCAUGAAUCGGGGCGAUGGGGGAAGCUACCCAAGCUACUCACAGGGUUCGUUACGUCACUCACACCACCACCAUGGCCAUGGACACAGAGAACCAGAGAUUGUAUACAAGGUUGGCAUCUAUGGCUGGAGGAAGCGAUGUCUCUACCUACUUGUCUUGAUACUCAUGGCUGUCAUCACUGUUAAUCUCGCCCUGACCGUUUGGAUACUAAGGGUUCUAGACUUUUCACUUAAUGGCAUGGGUAAAUUCAAGAUAGCUAAAGAUGGUAUCCGUCUUGAAGGUACUGUAGAAUUCCUGAAGGCUUUUUAUACUGCACAAAUUACAUCUUUUAAGACUAAACCACUGGUCUUCCAGUCAGGGCACAAUGUUAGUAUCAAUGCUCGGAAUGGACUUACAAAUGUAACUGGUAGAUUUGUAGUAGGUGAUAGAACAUUAACAUCUCAUAGUGAGAGAUUUGUUAUAUACGACACUCAAGAUAACAUGAUAUUCUACGCAGAUGCAGAAGAAGUUAAAAUUGGAACGGAUAAAUUAACAUUCACAGGCCCUGAGGGAACAGUAUUUGAAGGUCCUGUAGAAACAUCAAGAGUUAUAGCACCAUCAGGAAAAAGCUUAGAUGUAGAAGCAUUAACAAGUAGUAUUCACAUGCAAGCCGGAGAUCGGAUGUUUCUACGUGGAGUGUCUGGAGACCUAUCAGCAUCAUGCCUAGCAGAUUUAAAACUUAGAGCUACAAAUGGAAGGAUAAUGCUUCAAUCUGAGAGCUUAGAAAUGAAGAACCUACCCAUAGCUGAUUCUAGCUCCUCCGCCACCUCAUCAACAGGUGUAUUUGAACUUUGCGUCUGUGAGAAUGGAAGAGUGUUCUUAGCUCCGCCCACCACAGGAUGCACACAAACAGACAUCUGCUUAUAACGGUCAAUCUCCAUUACCCUUGACCUUUGAUGACCUGUCACCAUAAUACCAUGAUAAAAUAACCUAUGACGUUAGCGAUCCUUUUUGUUGUUGUUUCAAAUGAAACUACAAUGACAUUGUUUAUAUUUCAUCUGGGGCCCUGUUUUAUGAUUUUCUUUUUUCAAUGACAGAAUGCUAUAUUAUUUCUAACUUGCUCUUGACCAAUCAAAUUUCACCAUUUUAGAAGCUUGUAACUUGCUGUUGACAACAUGUUUUUAUGAAACAGGGUUCCAGAUAUGAUGCUUUAUAUAAAUUUGGAUUCCAAGGUAGUCUAUUUAUAUUAAAACUUUGAAAGUGAAAUUCUAGUGUGCAUCUACAGCGUAUUACCAAAAUUUUAGAGUUUUUAAACAUUUGUUUGAUGUAGAAAGGCUAGAAUUAGAAAUAGUUUAUUCAAAUAUAGAUGAAUUUAUCUUGGAUUCUGGUGACAAGCCAUUUAUUCCUUUUUAUUUAUUAAUUGCAAUUUUGUAUAUGUUAUAAAACUUGUGUACAUUUUGAAAGACUACGACUGAUUUUCUUUUUGCAUUUGUUGUGCAUUUUUCUAACUUAUUUGUAUAUAUACAUUUUUGAUUGAUUUAUUUAGUCAUUGUAAUUUGUUUAGUGGCUGAAGCAUUUUUAAUGUGAUAUCUUAAUAAUCACACCAACAACUUGCUAAAUUCAAAAUUGAUUCAUUGAAUACAAUCAUUUUUUUUGUGACAGAAAUAAUCUGUUAACCAUAGUAAUAUGUAUUUCAAGUUCUUAUACCAAUGGAUGUGUGUACUUAUUGAUAUUUUUAAUUGCUUUAUUUUGUGUUUUAAUUUUGCAAAACAAAAGAAAUACCAUUCUUUAUGGAUUUUUCAUAUACCAUAGUAAACCAACAAAAUUAAAGGCAAUGUGAAUUUUAGGUUUAAUUUAAAAAGAAAGAGUACUACAAGUAAAAGGAAUAUAGGAAAAAGAAUUUUCAUGUCACAACUUAACAUUUGAAGUAUAAUAAUAAUAAUAAUAUAGGGUAUUUAUAUUGCGCACAUAUCCACCUUGUUAGGUGCUCAAGGCGCUCCUAUAUUACCCGGCUAAGCUAGCCGUUCAUAGCGCACACAGCUUUUUAAGGAAUUACUUCCUACCGGUACCCAUUUACCUCACCUGGGUUGAGUGCAGCACAUUGUGGAUCAGUUUCUUGCUGAAGGAAAUUACGCCAUGGCUGGGAUUCGAACCCACGACCCUCUGUUUCAAAGUCCGAAGACUAAUCCACUGGGCCACAACGCUCCAACAAAAACUACCUGCUUCCAUUUAAAAAGAGAAAGUGAGAGAGUGAAUGAUUAGACUGUUCAUUGUGGCAAGAUAUUAUUUAUUUAUUUUUUUCAUAUUCUAUGGAGGCUUUUAGUAGGUACAUGUUUAUUAUCAUUUUUUUUUUUUAGGGGGGGGUCAUGCAUAUAAGAUGUAAAACUAAAUUUUUGUCCUUGCCAAUGCUAAACAGGAUUCAUGAGUUCCUUGAACAAAAUGGUAUUUUAUCGAAUGGAAAAACCCUGUCUAAAGACAUGACAUGUAUGAGUAUUUUAUGGGUGUUUGAUUGACGUUUGUGAAGUGAACUUCCUGUAUAAAAGGAUGUCACCUUUUACACACUUUAUUAUACAUAGGCCUCAAACCAUCUUUCCUGGUUCUGUGCAAUUAAUGUAAUAGGAUGGCAUUCUCAAUACAAAGGGUUCUUCAACUCUUCAAAGAAAUUUAAGAAAAAUCAAAGUGGGUUGCGAGAAUGCUUGCUUUAUUUUUCAUUUCCUUUAGCUUUUAUAAUAAUUCACUUCCCUAUUUAUUGUAUGAUUUUAGUUAAGUACAGCAACUUGAUUUUGGAACGAACUGCCGAAUAGUUUAAUAUAAAAAGCAUCUCUAAUGUCAUGUCGGAACACUUCUUUUGAUGAUUUCUGUGUUAUAGUCAAUUACAUGUAGGUAUGCCUGUCUAAGUACUGUAUGUUUUGUGGUGGUGUACAAAAAAAAACCUCUUCACUCUUCAUUUUGUCCAUUGUUGCACAUGAAAAUGAAACCAAAUCAUGAAUAUCGCUAUGCUGAUUGCUGAAUAUCACUAUCAAUAUACUGAAUAAAUGUCAGGGGUAGUACUGAAAGUAUCUGAAUGCAGAAGAGAACGGUUUGUGUAGUUAUUUAUUGUAUAGGGCUUUUACUGGUAAUAAGAAUUGAUUUGAAAUGGACUUCAUAUUCUUUUAGUGUUUCAGUGAUGGAUACAAAAAAUCACAUUGACUAAACUGUUUGGUGUUUCAUAAAGGUGUUUGUAAGUUAUGCAUUGCUUCAAACACAAAGCAAUAGUGACCCUUUGUCAGGUGCUGAAUACGGUAAGAUUCUCAAUAAUUUUGAUUCCUAUCAGUUAGACCUGGGGACUGUUUCUUCAAACUUGUUAUGAUAACAAAACUGCAAUAACAGUUAAAAGCUACUGAAAUCAUUCAAUCUGAUUGGCUGAUAGUAAAUUUUUGUUGUAGAAAUCAUUCAUUUGUUAUUAUAACAAGUCUUUAUAAAACAAGACCUUGAAAUCUGAUUUCUGUAGACGAAAUUUUUUUUUCAACAUUGUUAAAAUAGGGUUGAUCUCAUUUAUUGCAAAAUGUCUAACGUUUGUGCAUAAUGGGGCAUUUUGACAAUCACUUCGCAGACGCUUUCUGUAACGCUGAUAAUCUUUUGUCAAAAGCCCUUCAUAAUAUAGCAGUCUUUGUCGAAAAUCGGUGAAUCAAAACAGCAGUGUCGUCCUGGACUCUGGACAAACGACAUAUUUGCAAUUUUUCGUCCGAUCUUAAAUCUCAAGACGAUGUGUUGAUCCGGUCCACCGACUUACAACAAUGAACUCUAAUCUGUCCAAUGGUGCGUUGUAGAAAGUGUCUGUGAAGUGCUAAAAUACGCAAAUGGGCAUAACUUACAAAUUGCUUUGUGAAACAGUCCCAGAUCCUAAAGCCAUAGGUAUCCAUGUUUUUGUUGAGUUUUUAAAGAAUGGGUGAAUGAUAGUUACAUGUAUUUCCUGAAAUGUAUUCUUUACCACAGUACCUUGUUGAUUGUAGUACAAAACCUUGAAAUGUGAGAUAUAUAUGUACAUGUAUAUAAAUAUUAUUGUUAUUUAUUAAUUCCAAGUGUGAUUCAUGUUGUUCAAAUUUGUUAAAAGUGGACUAAUUUAUACUGUGUACUAGGAAUAUCUAAGAUGGGAAAGAUUAGGUUUUGAUUUUCAUCAGAAAUUUAUACUGAAAUUAUAUAGCACUUACACUAAAUCUCAACACUUUUGAUUUUCCCUCUUGGAAACUUAACUCUAUCCCCCCCUGGCAUGACUGUAAAAUGGGAUAUUGGAAAGAAUGAUGAAUGAAAUUCAUUUUCAUUUUAGUGAAAUUGGUAUGUAAGUAGUAGUUGUAUUUAUUUCUUCUCUUUGUUAGAUUUUCUAAAGUGUGGAUCAUUAAACACUUCAGUUGUUUAUUGAUAAAAAAAUGUCAUGGAUUUUAAUAAACACCUUGAUGGAUUUUAACUGAAAACUAAGAUUGCUGUAUGACAAAAAGUCUGCAUAUGGAUAUUCAGAAGUCUUUGGAAUAACAUCUUACAGGAAACGAAAUGUUGCAAUGUAAAAUUAUUCUGUUUUCUAGUCAAUAUUUGUUUACAUUGGACAGCUUAAGCUUUUAUUGAUGUGAAAGUGGUUUGAGGAUUUGUGAGCAACUUAAGUAGUAUAAAACAACACCUUGUAACAUUUAUUUUUACCAAACAAGACUAUUAAUCUGCUUGAUGGAUGAAGUAGUUAUCAAAACUAACAUCACAAGUCAAUCAUUUUAAUUUCACAUCAAGAUUGUCAUAUUCUAGGUCUAAGUGCAUUCUUGGUGGUCUCAAUAUCUCAAGCAAUUAACCAAUUGUCUUUUCUUCUUCGUAGCAAACUAACAUAAAAGGUUGAAAGUAUGAUGCCCUGAAAUUACUUCAUUUUGUUAUAUUAUCAAAAUUUUGCUUUAAAACAGAUUCAUGGACAUCUAUGUGCAUCUUUUUUUUUCGCUCAGAAUUGCAAACAUGUUUCCUUGGUGGCAUCAAAAUGCUGUGUUUACUAAUUUUUUACUUUUAUAGUAUAAUUGGUAACUCAUUAUUUUAUUCCUUGUAUUUUUCUUCUUAAGAGGCUGUUUUUCUUCUUGCCGUGGUUAUAUCAAUAUGUUACUUUAAAACAAAUGAACAAACACAUUACCUCAUGAUAGCAUUUUAUUUGUCUUGGACAGUAAGGGGAUAAUUCAUAUUCUUGAAAGUGAACAAUUUCUUGCUGUCAAAAUGAAAAAAGUGACCUACCUAUUGCAUGCAGCAAAAGAGGGAUAUCUAAUGUAGUCAAGAUUUUAUUGAAGAUGACAGCUUAAAUUUUUGCAAAAUAUUUUGAUAAUGUACUAUUUUAUGUAGAGGUUAUGUUUGUGUUGUUAUGUAUUCAAAUCUUCAAGCCGAUGUAUUCAAUAUAAGCUCAAUUGAGGGCGAUAUUUGUAUGCCA